AUGCAGCAAAGCCAAUGCGGUGCUGAUCUCCAGUUACAGCAAUUCAUCAGCCAAAAUUUGAGUCUCCCUAAUGAUGAUGAGAAGGCCAUUGCAAAAAUGCAUAUCCACAAGAUCGUAAUGGAUGCACGAUUUGGACAAGGUUCAUGCCUUCGCAUGCAAGAAGAAGAAAUAGCCUCACAAGGUGAUGCCGGGGCACCGUCAAGUGCUAGGGAUAGCGCUCAGUCGCGUGAAAUGUAG
Messenger RNA from Cylicocyclus nassatus, 237 nucleotides. Lineage: Eukaryota; Metazoa; Nematoda; Chromadorea; Rhabditida; Strongylidae. The record is from the annotation of a GenBank genome assembly.